Porites evermanni is the source of this 8185-nucleotide messenger RNA. Lineage: Eukaryota; Metazoa; Cnidaria; Anthozoa; Scleractinia; Poritidae. The record is from the annotation of a GenBank genome assembly.
AGGAAACUCACCAUUUCAGACUGCUUUGAAGAUAUAUUACUAAAGACAUGGCUUCCCUAACAGGAUCUCAAGAGCAGCGCCGAUGGUUAGUGGUGGGUAUUGCUCUUCACCAUGUCCUCACUCCAUGCCUCAGAGAUAAGGUCAAAACCGAAAUGACUUCAUUUUACCAGUAUUUGGUGCGAAACUUUGGAGUGGACAAACAAACGUACACAUCUUUCAUGAAGAAUAUUCCUCUGUCCACGGUGAAAUUGAACUAUGAAAGUAUCAACAAUAACCACAAAGCCACGGACCGUACCCACUACGACUACUGUGUAAGGGAUGAAGUGUCUUUGGCCAAGCUGUUUAUGAAACCCAUCAUGGCGCAGUUCAAUGCAUUUGACAGUUCCUUUGAUUCUUCUGCUGCCCUUGCUGUUCUCUGCGGAGCAUUGCCAUUUGCGUCUGUUAAUCCGAUUGCUGAGGAUGUGAGAUCAAACGUUCGUAACGAGUGGGCCCAUUGCGACUUCACAAUUUGGACAGAAGUACAGUUCGACACCUGCUUUGACCUUAUGGAGGCUCUGGCAACGAACUUGAGAAUUCCUCCCUCUGACGAAGCACGAAUUUUAGGUGAACUUAAAUUAUGGAGAACAAAAGGUACGAUAUAACUAUAGCCCAGGGUAUAAAAUAACUAACAGAGUACAAGCGCUCUUAAUUGGCGUGAGAGUAUGUAAACACAGUUGUAACGUCAAGAUGUUUUGCCGCCCGUGCACGCGUUAUUAAAUCACGCAAGCACGAAGGUUUCUCAGAUGAAAACUCGACAAGUUCACUUUACUUACCUUAUUUCCUCGUCGGUUGAAACUUGAGAAAUCUUUAAAAAAUAUACCGUAUCAUUAUUUUUCGCUUCUAUUGAUAUUAAAGGCAGAGAAUUCCGCAUCUUGGAGAGCAUCCUUAUGCAAAACAGGAAAUGAUUACGCGUACAACAAUCACUUUGCAACUUGUAAGAUUUCCCUUUUUUAGUGCCACAAACAAAGAGUUCUGCUUUUUUUCUCGGGAAAGUUAUUUUAUAAAAGCGAUAGAAUUCUUUUUGACACUGAAUGCACGGCAAUGCAUAGCCCGAUUAUGAACACUCGAGAGUUGGGAGAAUUCUCGAUACCGUAAAUGACCUAAUAAACGCCUGGGGCGUCUCAGUUUGAUUGUGGGGUCCAAGCGGGGGCGUUUUAUAGAUCAAUAAGAGGCAGCUUGGGGUGCGGCUUUUUAGGGGGUUCUUAAAAAUAAUUAGAUGCAAUUUUAAAGUAGACUUCACUCAUCUACACCACCCUCCCCUCCUACGAUUUUUACUUACACCACCUUACCACUUUUUAGUUUUCCUUACCCUCGCCGCCCACGAUUUGUAUUUGCACCCCCUUACCACAUCUCACGUAUAGAUGAAACAGUAUUUUAUGAGAAAAUAGACGCCUUAAAAACAUCAAGCAAGGGAAAAGAUAGUAAAACAACAUUAUUUAUUUAUGAUGACUUUUACGAUCAAGCCAAACUUUGGCUUGGGAAAAAUUUAAGACAAAAAUGGAAGAGUUUGUUCUAAAACGAGACCUCCUCAAAACAUUGCCUGAUGCACAUUCGGCCAUUGCUUACCGUGGAAGAGAUAAGACUGAACAUUACGUACGUGAACGUUACUCAGGAAUUAACCAAGAGGUGACUGAAUUAUUUGCGUCUCUUUGCACUUUACGACAGUCUCAACGCAGUGUCACAAGCUAUAUGAAGAAACCUGUUGUUUGACCAAUUGCAGCCGAUGGUUUCCUUAUGCAUGUCGAAAUUAUUGACUUAACCGACUUUAGAAAUUUGCCUUGUUCAUGUUCCCCAAGUCAUAACUGGGUACUUCACAUCAACGACCAUUACAGCAAAUAUUCUUGGCUCAUCCCGCUAAGGUCCAAAACAUGCCAGAAGGUUGUACAAGCGCUACAAAAUGUAUUUUUCAUGUUUGGAUUUCCAAAGAUCUUGCAUAGCGAUAAUGGAAUGAGGAAUUUACAGGCAAAAGAAUGCGAGAAUUCUGUAAGUCAAAUUCCAUAUCACUAGUUCAUGCUGCCCCUAGGACUCCCACAAUGCAGGGGUUGGUAGAAGGAGGCAAACGUACUUUCAAAGAAAACAUAAGUAACAUUCUCAGAGAGAAAAAAGCUGAGCUCAACGGUUGGUGCUCUGUGCUUUGUGAAGCAGCAUACAAGAAAAACAUUGCCAUACAUGCUACAAGCAAAGAAAUUUCAUACGGUGCAGUUUUUGGGAUAAAACCAUGGAAGGAAACAAACAACAGUGAUGUAUCGACAGAGAUUAAUGAGACUAAUAAUGAAACAACAAGCAUUGUUACGAGGAGUUCUGUACAGUACCGCAAAUAAUCCCCAACCGCAAAUGAUCCCAAAAGUGGAUCGCAAAUGAUCGUCGACCGUAAAUGAUCCCCAACUUGGACCGCAAAUGAUCCCAAAUGAAAAAUAGAAAUGGCUUGGAUGUUGACCGUUCUUUCUGGGAUAACAUAACUACGGCUUACCUUGCUUUUUGGUUUCUCGUUACCAGGUUUAGAUUGUUCGUAACUAUCUUCGGCAACGCACAACUAAUAAAUAUACAUGUAAACUAUUCGCGAAAUAUUAAGUUGCUAUUUCGAAAUAAACGGGAACCUGUGCAGAUUGAUAAAUUCGGAGACAUUUUGACGUUUAUUUAUUCUACUGCGCUUUUCACUAACACGCGAACACUCUAAAGUUCAAAAGCCGCCUUCAGAAUUGCGUUUUUCGCCGUCGUCAAUCAUAAUUGCGUUCACAAGUAACGAACCUUAAAAGCACACAAAAGCUAUGCCUAUCAAAGUCCACUAAUCACAGAUCACAAACCAUGACCUUUUGAAUCCGUUUAAGUAAAGUUAUGUUUCCCAAGAGGUCCCCUAAGAUGAUUGACGGCAGCGAAAGACGCAAACAUCAGUUGGCUUUUGAACUUCAGAGUUCGGGUGUUUUUGAAAAAGCGCGGUAAAUCUGAUAUCUUGUUUCGUAAACUACACUGAAGUAUACAAAUGCCUUGCUGUUAAUCACGUAGAAUUAAUACUUUAAAGAAAAAUCAAAGUUUAAUUUUCUGAAAAGUAAUUCGGCACUUCCAAAAAGUCAAUAAAGCUCUUGCUAUGUAGAGGGCGACCAGGUUUCUAUUCCUCAGUACACAAGUUGAGCCUCUAGGCGUUAAAAUAAUAGAGGUAUUUAUGAGUAACGCCCUGCCUGUCCUAAAUUUUUACACGGGGAAGAAACGAAGCAAUUGCCAAAGGAAGAAGUACGAUUGACAUCAUAUCCUUUUCAGAUUUAUUCCGUUUAUUUAAAUUUUUUUGCGCGUUGUAUAAAUUAACCUGUGAUCUGGCGUCCUCCUUCCCUUCUCCUCUAGAGGGCGAGAAGGAUCUAAAGGUUCCAUUUCCCAUCGCAAGUUAAGUUGCAAACAGCCCCAUUCUUCAUUCUUCAUUUAAUAUCCAACCAAGAUCCAUUUCAGUCCUCAAUUUUUCAAGGGAUCAUUUGCGGUGCUGUACUGUUCAUCAAACCAGGAAAGGGCACAAGAAGAUCAAUCAGAGCAAAGAAAAAAAUUAAAAACAGCGUAAAUGAAUAUCAAGAGCAUUAUAAAACAAAAAUGAAAAACGACAAGAAGAAAAACACCCUCUCUUAGAGUGGAUGAGAUAGUAGCGAUAAAAAUUGAUAAAGUAGAUAAGGCCUCCCCUCUUCACCCUAAUGUCCUCAUUACCAAAAUUCUUCAUGUUGAGUCACCAAGUGAAUGAGUCACAAGUCAAUGAAAGAACUUCGAAUCUGUCAGAUUUGCUGUCAAUAUCUGCUUAAAUUACUUAAGUAAUAACAGUACAUAAAUUAUAGUGACAAACCUAACCCUAAGUAUGUGCUAACCAUUUCAAGUAAGUGCCUAAUCAGUAUUGUCAGUGCUUAGUGGCUACCACAAACAUAUCCAUGUAAUAUGGCUUACUGCAUAACUAUAUAACAGUAUCUUAUGAAUAACAUAGGUUAAAAAAAUCAAAUUAGGUUAAAUCAAAAUUAACCUGAAAUUAAAUUUGACCUGUAACAUUUAUAAUUAUCAUCGCGAUAAAAAGUAUCGCGUAUUAACUUGCCUCCAUUCUUUUGUCACAGGACAGGACCUUUGUCUUGGUAAACCACUUGAUGACACGCUACUAAAACUCAUACGCAGGGAAGUUCAACAACUUUCAGACACCUUGGAUACACAUAAAGAACAAAAUGAUCGUAUAGAAAGUACCCUGGGCCUUCUUAAAACUGAGCUCGAUAAGGCCAUCGAUUCUCUCCAAGAAAAGCAAGCUGGCAUGGAAAUGACAUGCAAAGAACUACUGCAAAGGCAAGAAAUGAUCGCAGACGAAUUGGAUACAAGCAAUAAGGAAGUGGGGAUGUGCCGGGAAAUGACACAAAAAGUGCAAAACCUUUGCAAAAGCUUGGAAGUUAAAAGCGCCUUUAUGCAACAAGAGUUGGAUAUCUUAACAACAACUGUGAAUAGCACCCCACGUUCCGACGAUUCCAGUGAGAUAGUCUUUGAUGCUCCAGAGAAAAUCAAGUGGUUUACGGGAAGAGAAAAAGAAUUUGAAAGCCUUGAAAGAUGCCUUCCACUGAAAGAACACAACAAAUUAAAGAUGGCAGCCAUUUGUGGUCUCGGGGGAUGUGGAAAGAGCACUUUAGCUACUCACUUUGCGUGGAAACGUGAACAAGGAUACGAAGGAGGUGUGUUUUGGAUCUCCAUGGAGGACGAUAGAAAGUUUGAAAACUCUGUAAACGACUUGGCUUUUCGUUUAGGUAUUGAGGCAAAUUCAUUCGAUUUCACGCUGUCCAAACUGCUAACGAAGAUUUCCAAGCAACAGAAAUCAUGGCUGAUGGUCCUUGAUGAUGUCGACCAGCUACACCUCUCUGAAAAUAUGCACACGGUUCUGUCUGGUCGGUGGAAAAGACGUGCAGGCGGUGACAUACUUCUAACAACAAGACGCGAACCAAAGGAAGUGUAUGGGUCUGUGGAUAUUGACCCAUCUUGCUGUAUUGAGCUCUUUUCCUUCUCAGAAGAAGAGGCCAAGGAGUUCCUUUUAGUCCGAUGUGGUUGUGCUGAUACAGAAAAUGAAUUGGUGUUAGAUGAUAUAGAUGAGCUGAUUCGCGAGCUAGGUUGUCUUCCUCUUGCUUUAGAACAAGCUGGUGCACAUAUCAAAGCUCUUCAGUGCUCUAUCAAAGACUAUCUUCAAGCGUACAGAAUUCAGCGACUGCAGUUGCUAAGUCAACAUCCGCGUGCAAAACCGUCUUGGGAGUACGAGUCUAAAAACCGACUCGCUGUGCACACCACGUGGCUUUUAAACUUUGAAUAUGUUAAAAAAUCACCGCAAGGAGAAUUGGCAUCGAUAUUCUUAAAAGCCUCGGCCUUUUUUGCAUCCAAUGAAAUCAACGAAGAGCUUGUCAUCUGUGAAGUGCUCUCCACUGAUCAAAGCUGUAACCUCCCCUUGGUGAAGAAUCACAUCAUGGACAUUUUGACCAAGUUUUCACUUUUCCAGCGGAAAAGUUGCCGAUCCCUGAGAUUACAUCGUCUGGUUCAGGAAGUCAUUCGCAACGAAAUGUCUAUUCAAGAAACUGUCACCUCGAUGCUUACAGCGGUAAAACUGCUUUACCGGGCCUUUCGAGGUUGCCAUUCGCCGGACGAGAUCCCUUCUUACAUCACAUCAAGUGAGCUCGAACAACCUUCAGCGUUCAUAACAAAUAAAUCUCUAUUUUAUUUGUGGUCGAAACUAGCCACACAUGCUUCUGCGUUACAGCACCAUUUAAAAACAUUGCUGUAUCAGCAAGACAUCGACAGAGAAGUUAAGGCAGUCGUUUUAAGUUACGAAACUUCGCGCGUCAUUUAUGAAAAUGCCGUCCACCUAAGUGUGCACGGACAUCAAGUUGAGGCCAAGGAAGCCGAACGAUUGGCAUUUAGUAUUUUCGAUUCUUGUCCAAAUGCUGAAGGCCCCAUGUCUAAAGAAGAUUUAACAAAACUAUUUCCACUCGUUUUACCCCUUAAUCAAAUGAUUAAAAAAACCGUGGUGUAUUCAUCUCGGCCUCCAAUUGAGUGCGGAAAACACGCGGAAGACCCCAGUGAGCACAGUCGUGCAAUAGACGAUCUUCGUUUACAAGGGAACACGUUCUUCAAGCAAGGUCGUUUUAAAGAAGCCGUCGAAGCAUACACAAGUGCCCUUGAAGUGUAUGAGAAAGGAAUGCGACCGGACCCACGUCUGCUCAAUAAUCGAGCAACUGCAUAUCUCAAGCUGAGUAAUUAUAAAAACUCUCUUCAAGAUUCCGAAGACUAUAUUGAGUUUCUGCCUACCUGCUGGAAGGGAUACACAAGGAAAGCCUUGGCUUUGAAAGGACUCGGACUGCGCGAUUAUGCUUCAAGCACUGCAGCCAUUGCAUACAACUAUAAUGUAACUUGCUGUCGUCGUUACGAACCAUUUGCAAAUGUGUUUAAAGCCUUGGACGGUAGAUGGGAAGUUGUUGCCUCCUCUGAGAGCCUUCAACGCUCUAUGGAACGUACCGGAAAAGAAUUUUCGGAAAGGAAAAUUAUCCUUCUUCGAAAUGGACAGUAUGAUUUACACGACACCGCUGAUAUUAUAGAAAUCGCAUUGGUGGCUCUGGAAAAUAGGUCAGAUGUCACCAUAAACUGCAAUAAUCCUUUAUUGCGCAAGAAGUGUUUUUUCCAUAAGAUUGCCUUUACAGCAAAUCUCAGUAUUUGUGUUGCCCCAGAUGCUCAUGUGGAAUUCCAUAAAUGCAUUUUUCGGAAUCGUACAUCAGAUGUAAUGGUGGUCUACAUUGAUCGUGCAUCAGCAAAGUUCAUAGAGUGCACAGUCAAGGACAGCAAGGGUAGUGGAAUAGCCGUUAAUGGACAAAACUCAUCAGCUUCCCUGACUAAAUGUGAAAUAAGUGGGCAUGGAAGCGCAGACAACGCCUUUGCUUACGGAAUAAGGGUGUUUAACCAAGGGAGUUUGUUGGUUUCCGAUAGCCGCAUCUACGGCAAUGUCAGGGGAAUUUGGGUUGAUGAAGCUCGAGUUGGUAUUCCAGCAAAGACUGUAAUAAUAACAGAUUGUGAAAUCUAUGAUAAUAAAUACGAAGGCGUUGUUGCAGGUGGAUGUAAGUGGGUUUCUCAUGAUUUCGCCGUCGUUAUCAUGCGAAGGAACAAGAUUUAUCACAAUGGCACCAUUGGCAUCCGCGUGACAUUUAAUAUUAAUAACAUUCUGGUCGAAAACAACAAAGUGUUCGAAAACCUUUGGUGGGGAGUUUGUGUCCACAACAACUCCGGUGGUGUGUACAAAAGCAAUGAGAUUUGCAACAACAAAAUGGGUGGAAUAAGAUUUGGUUACCAAGCUCCAGGAAAGCCACCUUGUGUAGUAAUAAACAACUAUAUCCACGACAAUUGCGGACCAGCCUUAUAUGAAGGACUUCGUUACUCUGAAAACUACAGUUUUUCCGACGAAUUACGAGAAUGUUUCUUGAGAGGAGUGUUUUCAGAGGGAAAUGUGUCUUUUCCAAAUAUGGUAUUGGCAGAGGUUAGUUCUAACCACUGUGUCCAAAAUGACAAUGGACAAAAAAGUUUCAAGCCAGCUGCAGUGAUGACGCAUUGUGUCUUUUGCUUUCGACGCGACUUGAAAUUGAAACCUUGUAAACGUUGCAUGACAGCAACGUAUUGUGGCAAAAAUUGCCAAAAACUACACUGGCAAAAGCAUCAGUAUACCUGCAAAGCUACUGGACAAAGGAACACUAUAGAGGUGAAGGUUGCUGAGGCUUUUCCUAAUGAUGGUUCUUAUCACGUAGCUUUUAACAAGAGCCACUCGAGUCUGGCCCCUAGUGGUCCAGAUUACCAUCCUCCUCCACCUAAGGAUGGAAGUCGCUUUGUUGUGAAAAUCCAAACCUCUGAGACGGAUGAGUUCGGCGGACUUGUUACAGACUCGAGAGGGCUUCUGAGUGAUGAACAGGAUCCUAAUAAAGCUCGGAUGUUGCUUUAUGAUCGCAGCCACCAUGUCCAUUUUCGGGUUAGCUGUAAACCACAACUUUUUCAUUUAAUAAUGGAGUGCGGAAUGAUGGGGAAGAGAAUGACUUUCACGAAGAAAUUGUACUGUUGGGCAGCAUUUCAAGAUGCUAAAACGCUUCGAAUUUUUACCCACGAAUUUCCAGAAGUCCAGGAAUGGUAA